AUGUAUUUUACUCGUUUUUUACGUACACAUAAAUCAUUAGCACAUAUUGUUGAUCAUUAUGCGAAAUAUGCACCAACUGGAUUAACAAUGAAAAGAAUUGUCGAAUUUGCACGUGAAGGUGAUGCUAAACAAUCAUUUUUAUUUCUUCGGAAUGAAUUACCAGUUCGACUUGCAUCAAUGAUGAAAGAAAUGGCACAUCUACCUCCACGUCUUCUUCAAAUGCCAAGUUUUAAAACAGUUAAUGGAUGGUAUGGAGCAAGUUUAACUGAACUACAUUCAUUUAAAGGUUUACAACCAACUGAUGAUACUGUUAAAAAAUUUACUGAAGUUUUACAAAAUAUACGAAGAAGACAUACAACUGUUGUUGAAACAUUAUCACAAGGUUAUAUGGAAUUCUCCGAUUUUGGACAUGUACAAGAAUAUGAAGAAUCACAAAUACAAUAUUUUCUUAAUAGAUUUUAUUUAUCUCGAAUAUCAAUUCGCUUACUCAUCUAUCAACACACAAUGUGUUUUGGUGAAGAAGUACCUAUACAUCCUUCGCAUCUUGGUUUUGUUGAUCCUACUUGUUAUGUAGAAGAAGUUAUUAAUAAUGCAUUCGAAAAUGCUCAAUUUUUAUGUGACAGUUAUUAUUUAAAAUCUCCUACCUUAGAUCUUCGGAGUAUAAAUGCAAUUAAUCCCGAUGAACCCAUUGCAAUACCGUAUGUUUCAUCACAUCUAUAUCAUGUUAUGUUUGAAUUAUUCAAAAAUUCCAUGCGCGCAACUGUAGAAUAUAUCGAAAGUAAAAAGACAGAUAGUACAUUACCAGCAAUAAAAGUUGAUAUUGUUAAAGCAAAAGAAGAUUUAACUAUUCGUAUAAGUGAUCGUGGUGGUGGUAUUCCUCGUUCAAAAGCUGAUACAAUUUUUAGAUAUAUGUAUUCAACUGCACCAAGACCUGUGUCAUUAAAUGAUGCUCAACAUUCAGGUCCAAUUCCAUUAGCAGGCUUCGGUUAUGGUCUUCCAAUAAGUCGACUUUAUGCACGAUAUUUUAAUGGUGAUAUGGAAAUUCAUUCCAUUGAUGGUUAUGGUACUGAUGCUUAUGUUUAUCUUCAAGCCGUUGAAGAUCAAGCUAGUGAAUGGUUACCAAUAUGUAAUCGAGCUUCUCAUGAAUAUUACAAUUCAAGAAGAUUACAACCAGAUUGGACAAAAAAGAAAUAA
This is a messenger RNA of Adineta steineri, 1194 nucleotides long. NCBI's taxonomy places the organism in Eukaryota, Metazoa, Rotifera, Eurotatoria, Adinetida, Adinetidae. The record is from the annotation of a GenBank genome assembly.